Poeciliopsis prolifica (blackstripe livebearer) is the source of this 1895-nucleotide messenger RNA. RefSeq names its product transcription factor PU.1. Gene Ontology annotation, molecular function: DNA-binding transcription factor activity, RNA polymerase II-specific; sequence-specific DNA binding. The record is from RefSeq and is a predicted model, not a curated record. Bases 645 to 1460 code for a protein of 271 amino acids. NCBI's taxonomy places the organism in Eukaryota, Metazoa, Chordata, Actinopteri, Cyprinodontiformes, Poeciliidae. Gene Ontology annotation, biological process: regulation of transcription by RNA polymerase II; cell differentiation. Gene Ontology annotation, cellular component: nucleus. The transcript is spliced from 6 exons.
UUAGCCACAUAAUGCAAUUUUAUUUGAUAAAAUUGCGAGCCCAGUGUUUAAUUUAAAAAAAAGAGUCUUGUUAACAUUUUGUUAGCUGUGCUGUUUCUUCCUCCUAUGUCCAAUUUUUUUAUUUAUUUAUUUACCAAUUUUAUUGCUAUGUAAAACUAACUUCAGUAAUUUAAGGAACAUUUAGGAGAAUAAAGUAUUUCAAAUAUCCCCGACAUUCACAAGUUUUUAGAAAUAACUCAAAAUUUACAGUAUGCUGAAGUUAAAAAAAAAUAAAAAGUAGAAAAGCAACAUAAAACAGUCCACUUUGCCUAAAACUGACAAUCCAACAAGUCACACCUUUGCAUCAGACACAGGCGCAUAGUAAACUUUUUUUAUUGAACAUUGGUGUGGGGGGAAAAUUCUCCUAUUAGAUCAGCAGAUAUCCAGAAAUACCCUGGUUCUGCAAACCGCUCCCACCUCAGCACUUGCUGGCCAAUGGGAAGGGGAAGCAGGGUGUGUGCACAUGCCAUAUAAGAGAGAUGAUGCCCAGGUGGUGGAGCAUUGUACAGGUGAGCACUCCAACUCUCAUGUCCCCACUCUUCACUGCCUGAGGAUACAGCUUCACAGCACCAGACACAGGACCUGACAAAGUUUGUCCUUAAAGCAUGCUGACAGAGUUAGAGACGAGGGCUUACGUGCCUGAGGUGAAGCUGGGCGGAUGUCGGAGUUCCUGGAGUGGGCUGGCACCCUCGUCCUGCGCUGAGGUCGACCUCGAGGUCAUCGAGGAGUACCUGCAGGAGCAUUCGCUCGAGGUCCAACCCGCUCACACACCUCCAACAUCCAUGGCUGCAAACAUGGGUCACCAAAUGCACGUUCACGCCCACCGGGACGCCAGGAUCAUAGAGAACAGCUGGUCGGGUCAGCAUCCGUACGAGUGGCGCUUCGGCUGCCACACUCCAAACAAGGAAUACAAGGACCCAACUCCACAUCCAGCCUGGCAGAGUUCACAAGACCAGUAUGAACACGUAACAUACUACGAGCCUACGAGUAUAUAUAUUGAUUCAGACUCACAGUCAAGCAGUUCCCAGUACCAGGAUUACCAAGAUUCACCAUCACCACCCUCCGACAGAGGGGAGAGGAAGGACAGAAGUUUGCCUCUGGCACCACUAUCAGGAAAGAGGAAGGAGCGCCUGUUCCAGUUCCUGUUUGAGAUGCUGCAGACUCCAUCAAUGAGGAGCUGCAUCUGGUGGGUCCAGUCCUCCUCUGGGACCUUUCAGUUCUCCUCCCAGAACAAGGAGAGCCUGGCGCAGCUGUGGGGUCGCCGGAAGGGAAACCGCAAGACCAUGACCUACCAGAAGAUGGCACGGGCACUAAGGAACUACUCACGGACUGGAGAGAUCCACAAGGUGAAGAGGAAGCUCACAUACCGCUUCGAUGAGAAGACACUGAAAGGCCUACAAGGAGACAGCAAAUUAGAGUAGCGGGUGUGUCAAAGAGCUCAAAUCAGAAAAUCAUUGGACUCGUGCGACAUAUUUUGUGCAGAUUCUAACUAUAUGGUAUUUUAAUGACAAAUAAAUACUAAGUAUUUGAAAGGCCAGAGCAUUAACUACUGACAGUCUGAGCUUUGCAUUGAUACAUGGUGUGUCAGAAGACUGAACAAGAAAUUAUGAAAGUGAUACAUGCAAAUUUCAGGCUGUGAAUGAGAGGUUAGCUGGCAAACACCAAGUAAAUCUAAAAGAUUAUGACAUAUUCUCUACUUUAUAAGUAGAAUUUAAAUCUCUCUUCAUAAAAGUUUUUUUCCUCUAUUUCGUGAUUCUGUGUUGCAGGUAUUCAUGAAAAUAUGUGUGUAAACGUGCUCUGUUUGUGUCAAUAUAUCUUGCUCAAGGUAAAAUAAAUCGAAAAAGAGCAGAAAAAAG